ACUUUCGCUUGGGAGUGAAAAACAGCGCUCCUCACAUCAGGAAUUAACCGAAAGACAUAUAAUAAAUAGAUAUAUAUUAUAGUCCUGGGCUGCUAGGUUUUUUUUCUUCUUUUUUCCCACGAUCUACUAGCAAAUAAUUAUUUGGCGGGAGGGGAGAAGGAGAAAACGAGUAACAACAAAAGGGAAAAAAAAGGACAAGUUGUACAAUCCUUAAAACCUGUGGCUGGUAGUAAUGGAUCAGUUGAUUCUGCAGAGGCGGCGAACGAUUGCCCCCCCUCUAAUCUCAUUAGGGUUGCAAAGCAGCCCAAUUAGAUACUAUAAAACAAACAGAAUCACUUUGUCAGUUUAAUGUUUUCACUUCAAAAGAUUUAGGACCGAUAAAAUGCUGGCUCCCAAAGUUACCUCCGACCUCUAAGACUGUUCUCCAAACUGAGUUUCUCUUUUAUCCGUUUCUGCCCCCUCUCCCACCCUUGGGCGCCCCGCUUUUCUCCAUUGUUCAUUCGCCCUUCCUUUCAGAAAGCCAAAUAAACAACGCCUCUGAUGCACGGCGGCUGCCGGCGAGGGGGAAGUCUGAGAACUCUGGCUUGGCGGGCCGCACAGAUGGAAGGGCCUGGCAGUCUGCGGACAACAGGCUCAGUAGUGCGGCUAGCCCACUUGGGGCUCUUGCCCUUUGGGGACAGCUACGUCCUGGCCGCAGCCUUGCCAAGGCUGGUUCCUCAGCAGUGCUCCGGGCCCGAGAUGGUGAAGAAGGGAAAGCAUGGAGUUGGGGCCCUCCUGGCUACGACCCAGAGUUCCGACCCCGUUUCUUGGCCUGCUGGCCUGCCCGGGCACAUGCAUAGGCAGCCACCCGUGGAAGAGCGACUGCGAGCCUGGAGCGUCCCUGGUCACCAGCAUCGACACCCAAGGAGGCGUAGACAUUCGACUCUGGGGCCCAUCUGCUCGCAGACAAGGGUCACGUCGGGGCACACUGCCCACCCUAGGUCCGCGGGCCUCGGAGAGCCAACGCCGAGUGGGCCGCCCAGGUGUCCUCGGGUCCCUCCCCGCUUUCCCACCGAGCUUGCACGCAAGCACACGCUCCUGGCCCUCUGCGGGCGCGCGCGAGCCGGCCGCGCGCCCCCGGAAUCUAUAUUUUCCCCUCAUUAGGAGCCUGAGUUUCGCGUUUGCAUCUUAAUGAGUAGCUGGGAGCGCGCGGGGACCUCCACGUGAGCGGCCGCCCCGAGAUGGAGCCUCUCAGCGCCCGCUCCGGCCUCGACCGCGCUCCCCUCUUCAUUUAUUUAUUCUCCUAAAUAAAAACAUAAAUCGU
Mus pahari (shrew mouse) is the source of this 1303-nucleotide messenger RNA. RefSeq lists its product as uncharacterized. Bases 541 to 1143 code for a protein of 200 amino acids. NCBI's taxonomy places the organism in Eukaryota, Metazoa, Chordata, Mammalia, Rodentia, Muridae. The transcript has a single exon. The record is from RefSeq and is a predicted model, not a curated record.